This is a messenger RNA of Solanum stenotomum, 1125 nucleotides long. RefSeq lists its product as uncharacterized. Gene Ontology annotation, molecular function: nucleic acid binding; zinc ion binding. The transcript is spliced from 4 exons. The coding region runs from base 1 to 1125 and encodes 374 amino acids. Lineage: Eukaryota; Viridiplantae; Streptophyta; Magnoliopsida; Solanales; Solanaceae. The record is from RefSeq and is a predicted model, not a curated record.
AUGUUUGGAAGGUCCGAGCAAAGUAUAAAGAGGAGAAAAGGGAGAAAAGCUUCAAGCGUUCAAGAUUUUCUUGGGAUCUUUGAGGGUUUGCGCCAAGGAUUUGAUCCUAACGAGGUUCAGGGCAUGACAAACUUGGUAUUAGAGCCUAGAGUUCAAGAUUUCUACAGUGUCUAUAGAGUCCUGCUUAUUGGUGUGAAGCGCGGCACAUAUAUCAUUCCUUCAAGAAUAGUUGUUCGAGGUCAUCUUGCUAGGAGAAAUGUCGAUCCUCAGUAUCAAGGGAUCCCCAAUGCACCACAAGUGAAAGCCCAAGGAGAGGUCACUAACGGUGAGUUACGCAAUGUUAUCCGGAUGUUGAAUCAAGUUGUGACCAACCAAGCUGGGCAACAAAGAGGGAAUCGACAGGAUGUGGCCGAUACAUCUAGGAUCCGUGAGUUCUUUAGGUUGAAUUCUCCAUACUUCACCGGUUCAAGUGUCAAUGAGGAUUCGAAAAACUUUGCGAAACAGUUGCAUAAGGGGUUUGAGGUGAUGCAUGUUGUAGACGUUGAGCGUGUGGGAAUAGCUACCUACCAACUAAAGGUUGUUGCUAGAGUCUGGUACGACCAAUGGAAGAAAAGUACAGCUGAAGGGGAACCAAUUGUGAGUUGGGCGGUGUUCGAAGAGGCCUUCAUGGGGCAUUUAUUUCCUCGUGCAUUGAGAGAGGCAAAGAAAAAUGGACCUGCUCCAUCAUCUUCUAUUGCACUUGCACCAAGGAAAAGAGAUAAGUUUAGAAACCAGAAUUCGCAGAAGUUCAGAGCUCGACCUUCUCAGUCUCAAGGUAGCGUGGUACAAGGGGCCAAUUGGACUCCUACAUGUGCUAAGUUUGGUAGGAACCACCCAGGAGAGUGUUAUGAUGGAUCCGAUGGUUGUUUCAAUUGUGGUGAGACAAUUCACUUCAUAAGAGAGUGUCCUAAGAACAGGCAAGGUAGUGGUAACGGCGGCAAUGGAGGCCAAUCUUCUUCAGUGGCUCUGCCAGGCAGAGCUGCACCUAGAAGAGCUACUUCAGGGAUAGGAGGAGCAGCAAACCAUCUAUAUGCUAUUACUAGUAGCCAAGAGCAGAUAAUUCACCUGACGUUAUCACUAGUAUGA